Molecule: messenger RNA, 2144 nt
Organism: Magallana angulata
Lineage: Eukaryota; Metazoa; Mollusca; Bivalvia; Ostreida; Ostreidae
Product: ankyrin repeat domain-containing protein 29-like
Exons: 1
Cellular component (GO): nucleus; cytoplasm
Molecular function (GO): protein binding
Source: RefSeq, a predicted model, not a curated record
CUGAGUAAUGGAGCAGACAUUAAUUUACGUACAAAGGACAGAACCAGUCCUCUCUAUAUAGCUUGUCAAAACGGACAUGAUAGCACUGUACAACUUUUACUGAGUAAUGGAGCAGACAUUAAUUUAAGUACAAAGGACGGAGCCAGUCCUCUCUAUAUAGCUUGUCAAAACGGACAUGAUAGCACUGUACAACUUUUACUGAGUAAUGGAGCAGACAUUAAGUUAUGUGAUGAGGAAGGAACCAGUCCUCUCUAUAUAGCUUGUCAAAACGGACAUGAUAGCACUGUACAACUAUUACUGAGUAAUGGAGCAGACAUUAAUUUAUGCAACAAAAACGGAGCCAGUUCUCUUUAUAUGGCUUGUCAAAACGGACACGAUAGCACCAUGAGUAAUGGAGCAGACAUUAAUUUAUGUGAGGAAAAUGGAGCCGGUUCCCUCCUAAUAGCUUGUUUUAAUGGACGUGAUAGCACUGUACAACUUUUACUGAGUAAUAGAGCAGACAUUAAUUUAUGUAUAGAGGAUGGAACCAGUCCUUUCUAUAUAGCUUGUCGAAACAGACAUGAUAGCACUACAACUUUUACUGAGUAAUGGAGCAGACAUUAAUUUACGUACAAAGGACAGAACCAGUCCUCUCUAUAUAGCUUGUCAAAACGGACAUGAUAGCACUGUACAACUUUUACUGAGUAAUGGAGCAGACAUUAAUUUAAGAACAAAGGACGGAGCCAGUCCUCUCCAUAUAGCUUGUUUAGAUGGACAUGUAAGCACUGUACAACUUUUACUGAGUAAUGGAGCAGACAUUAAUUUAUAUGACGACGACGGAACCAGUCCUUUCUCUAUAGCUUGUCAAAACGGACAUGAUAGCACCGUACAACUUUUACUGAGUAAUGGAGCAGACAUUAAUUUAUGCAACAAAAACAGAGCCAGUCCUCUUUUUAUAGCUUGUUUUAACGGACAUUAUAGCAUUGUACAACUUUUACUGAGUAAUGGAGCAGACAUUAAUUUAUGUAUACAGGACGGAACCAGUCCUCUCUAUAUAGCUUGUCAAAACGGACAUGAUAGCACUGUACAACUUUUACUGAGUAAUGGAGCAGACAUUAAUUUAUGUAUGGAGGACGGAACCAAUCCUCUCUAUAUAGCUUGUGAAAACGGACACGAUAGCACUGUACAACUUUUACUGAGUAAUUGAGCAGACAUUAAUUGAUGUAUGGAGGACGGAACCAAUCCUCUCUAUAUAGCUUGUCAAAACGGUCAUGAUAGCACUUUACAACUUUUACUCAGUAAUGAAGCAGACAUUUAUUUAUGUGAGGAAAAUGGAGCCGGUCUUCUCUUUAUAGCUUGUCAAAAGGGACAUGAUAGCACUGUAUAACUUUUACUGAGUAAUGGAGCAGACAUUAAUUUAUGCAACAAAAACGGAGCCAGUUCUCUUUAUAUGGCUUGUCAAAACGGACACGAUAGCACCAUGAGUAAUGGAGCAGACAUUAAUUUAUGUGAGGAAAAUGGAGCCGGUUCCCUCCUAAUAGCUUGUUUUAAUGGACGUGAUAGCACUGUACAACUUUUACUGAGUAAUAGAGCAGACAUUAAUUUAUGUAUAGAGGAUGGAACCAGUCCUUUCUAUAUAGCUUGUCGAAACAGACAUGAUAGCACUACAACUUUUACUGAGUAAUGGAGCAGACAUUAAUUUACGUACAAAGGACAGAACCAGUCCUCUCUAUAUAGCUUGUCAAAACGGACAUGAUAGCACUGUACAACUUUUACUGAGUAAUGGAGCAGACAUUAAUUUAAGUACAAAGGACGGAGCCAGUCCUCUCUAUAUAGCUUGUCAAAACGGACAUGAUAGCACUGUACAACUUUUACUGAGUAAUGGAGCAGACAUUAAGUUAUGUGAUGAGGAAGGAACCAGUCCUCUCUAUAUAGCUUGUCAAAACGGACAUGAUAGCACUGUACAACUAUUACUGAGUAAUGGAGCAGACAUUAAUUUAUGCAACAAAAACGGAGCCAGUUCUCUUUAUAUGGCUUGUCAAAACGGACACGAUAGCACCAUGAGUAAUGGAGCAGACAUUAAUUUAUGUGAGGAAAAUGGAGCCGGUUCCCUCCUAAUAGCUUGUUUUAAUGGACGUGAUAGCACUGUACAACUUUUACUGAGU